CCAACAUGCCCGCUGUCGAUAAGCUCCUCCUGGAAGAGGCUUUGCAGGACAGCCCGCAGACUCGGUCUUUGCUCAGUGUAUUUGAAGAAGAUGCAGGAACCCUUACUGAAUAUACAAACCAGUUGCUUCAGGCAAUGCAACGAGUGUAUGGUGCUCAGAAUGAAAUGUGUCUUGCCACACAACAGCUUUCGAAGCAGCUCCUUGCCUAUGAAAAGCAGCAUUUUGCCUUGGGUAAAGGAGAUGAAGAAGUGAUAUCCACCCUUCAUUACUUUUCAAAAGUUGUGGAUGAGCUCAAUAUUCUUCAUUCUGAACUGGCAAAACAGCUUGCAGAUACAAUGGUUCUACCAAUAAUACAAUUUCGGGAAAAGGAUCUCACAGAAGUAAGCACGUUGAAGGAUCUUUUUGGCCUUGCUAGCAAUGGUAUGUUUCCCCAACAUGACGUGUCCAUGGCAAAGUAUAGCAGGUUACCGAAAAGAAAAGAAAAUGAAAAGCUUAAGGCAGAAGUGGCAAAAGAAGUGGCAAAUGCAAGAAGAAAGCAGCACCUUUCAUCUCUGCAAUAUUACUGUGCCCUGAAUGCUCUCCAGUACAGGAAGAGAGUGGCAAUGAUGGAACCUAUGCUAGGAUAUACACGAGGACAGAUCAACUUUUUUAAGAAAGGAGCAGAGAUGUUUUCCAAAAGAAUGGACAGCUUUUUGUCAUCUGUUUCGGACAUGGUUCAAAGCAUACAGGGAGAGCUGGAUGCUGAAGCUGAAAAAAUGAGGGUAUCCCAGCAGGACUUAACUGCAGUUAACGAAUCUGUUUACACCCCAGAUUCUGAUGUAACUUCACCUGCUAUCAAUAGAAAUCUCAUCCAGAAGGCUGGCUACCUUAAUCUUAGAAAUAAAACAGGUCUGGUGACUACAACUUGGGAAAGACUGUAUUUCUUCACUCAAGGUGGCAACUUGAUGUGUCAGCCAAGGGGAGCAGUAGCUGGAGGAUUGAUUCAGGACCUGGACAACUGCUCUGUUAUGGCUGUAGACUGCGAAGACAGAAGAUACUGCUUUCAAAUCACCACUCCUACAGGCAAAGCGGGUAUAACCCUUCAAGCAGAAAGCAAGAAAGAAUACGAGGAGUGGAUAUGUGCUAUCAACAACAUCUCCAGACAGAUCUAUCUCACUGACAAUCCAGAGGCAGCUGCAAUCAAGUUAAAUCGGACAGCCCUACAAGCAGUGACUCCCAUUACCAGCUUUGGGAAAAAACAUGAUGUUCACCACCCGAGCCAGAAUGUAAAGAAUACGGAAAAUGAUAAAAUAAUUCCCAAUGAAUCAGCUGGCAUUCAGGACUCCCCGCAACUCAUUGCUCCUGGAACACCGAUUCAAUUUGAUAUCGUACUGCCUGCCACAGAAUUCCUGGACCAGAACAGAGGUGGCAGGCGUGCAAACCCAUUUGGGGAAUCUGAAGAGAGCUGCAAAGAUGAGGAGGAAGAUUCACUCUUGCAGCAGAUGUUUGUAGUUCGGUUUUUAGGAUCUAUGGCUGUUCAGUCAGAUGACACAAGUGAGGUGAUUUAUGAAGCUAUGAGACAAGUCUUAGCUGCUCGUGCCAUUCACAACAUAUUCCGUAUGACUGAAUCCCAUCUCAUGGUCACCAGCAAGAACUUGAGGUUAAUAGAUCCUCAAACCCAAGUUACACGAACAAGUUUUGAACUUGCUACUGUGACACAGUUUGCUGCUCAUCAGGAUAACAGGCGACUGAUUGGCUUUGUGGUCCAUCUCAGUGAGACUCUGGGAGAAGAAUCCAUGAGCGCGUAUAUUUUUGAGAGCAACACAGAAGGGGAAAAGAUUUGCUAUGCCAUUAGCUUGGGAAAAGAAAUCAUUGAGGCACAGAAGGACCCAGAAGCAUUAGCUCAGCUGAUGAAGUCUGUGCCAUUAACAAAUGAUGGAAAGUUCAUGCUUCUGAAUGAUCAGUCAGAAGAGGAUGGAACCAUACAUGAAGAAGGGGAGGAAUCAGAAGCAUAAAAGACUCUUAUCCUUUCCUGCAGCCUGUGUGGGAGCAGGAAAAGCAGUUUUGCAAAAAUCUCUGGUUUUCAGCCAUCUGCGCACACACAAGGCCAGCUUCUGUCUUCCUGCUAGAGUGAGCGUGGCGUCUUGCCAGUGGAGCUGCCUCUGGAUUUACGAUGAAACAGCAGCAGGGCUUGGCCUUUGAGGCUUUUUGCAGUUGUGAAUGUGUAGUGUAUAGGUGUGUCUGGGAAGCUGACAAUCUUAGGGAGUGCUUCAGAAUUAGCCCCUUGCUGCUGGUAGUUAGGGCAGCACAGCUGUUGGCCACAAAGGGUUAAUGUCAUGUCUUCAGAUUUACAUGGUGAGCAGCUACAGUUCCACUGAAAUUAGUGCAAGUCAUAAGUUGUCAGCUCCUUUAACAAGUAUCAGGCCUCAAAUUUCCUACCAUAGUCAAUUUUCAUAGUUUGCAUGACUAUGUGCAUCUGAAUGAAGGUUAAAAAUGCACUAUUUACUUUAUAUUCAGAUGAAGUUAUUUUUAGUCUAGUCUAAGUGCAACAAGGUUUAUCUUUUGUGCUAGCCUAUUUACAAAACAAUUUGUUAAACACUAAAUUUUUCCUGUUAAUAUAAUUAUUUUUAUAUUGCAUCUAGAAUAAGCUUACAAAACAAAUCUAAGUGCCUACUCUUACCUUCAUGGGGACCGCACUCACACAUUCUGUAAUUAAUGGGCAUAAUGUACCUCCUUGAUUUAUUCUAAAUACCACUGACAUGCAAACAUCAGAAGUAGUCAACAAAUGUGGCAUGUUAGUUGUGCGCAGUUUUUCUAUGGUUAGGUUUCUUAAAAGUUAAGUUGCCAGAGAUGAUAAUUGUGGGACAAAUAAGUACUUUUAUAAUAAGAAUUCUUUGUAUUUUUAACAUUAUGGUGACAUGCAACAGCUGUGUCUAGCAGCAAUCUUUGGUUUUAAGAAACUGAGCAAUAAAAUGCUAGAUUAUAAAAGUCU
Messenger RNA from Gavia stellata (red-throated loon), 2971 nucleotides. RefSeq names its product adaptor protein, phosphotyrosine interacting with PH domain and leucine zipper 2 (gene APPL2). Gene Ontology annotation, cellular component: cytoplasm; endosome membrane. Gene Ontology annotation, biological process: signaling. The transcript is spliced from 21 exons. Lineage: Eukaryota; Metazoa; Chordata; Aves; Gaviiformes; Gaviidae. The coding region runs from base 6 to 1994 and encodes 662 amino acids. Gene Ontology annotation, molecular function: protein binding. The record is from RefSeq and is a predicted model, not a curated record.